This is a messenger RNA of Solea senegalensis (Senegalese sole), 2360 nucleotides long. Its product is annotated as gelsolin-like. The record is from RefSeq and is a predicted model, not a curated record. The transcript is spliced from 19 exons. Gene Ontology annotation, cellular component: cytoplasm; actin cytoskeleton. Gene Ontology annotation, biological process: barbed-end actin filament capping; actin filament severing; actin polymerization or depolymerization. NCBI's taxonomy places the organism in Eukaryota, Metazoa, Chordata, Actinopteri, Pleuronectiformes, Soleidae. The coding region runs from base 89 to 2275 and encodes 728 amino acids. Gene Ontology annotation, molecular function: actin filament binding; phosphatidylinositol-4,5-bisphosphate binding.
CCCCUCCCCUACAUGCCACACAGUCAGGAGCUCAGCUGUUGUUUGUGUGCUGCAGUUUCCAGCUGAACACGGAAGGUAAGGUGACGUCAUGGUGUUACACCCAGAGUUUGAGCGUGCCGGCCGCAGGGCGGGGCUACAGGUAUGGCGGGUGGAGAACAUGGAUCUGGUGCCAGUGCCUGAGAAACUGUAUGGAGGUUUCUACACCGGAGAUGCUUACGUGGUUCUCCACAGCACUGCGAACCCCUGCAGAGGAAACCUCUCAUACCACCUGCACUACUGGCAAGGUUCAGAGUGUUCCCAGGAUGAGAGUGCAGCCGCGGCCAUCUUUGCGACCCAGUUGGACGAUUACCUGCAGGGGGCGCCGAUCCAGUAUCGUGAAGUCCAGGGUCACGAGUCCAGUGCCUUCACUGGGUACUUCAAAUCUGGGCUCAAAUACAUGAAAGGGGGAGUGGCUUCAGGGUUCAGACACACGGUGACCAAUGACGUGGAGGUUCAGAGGCUGCUGAGAGUGCGAGGUCGACGCGUUGUCAGGGCGACGGAGGUUCUGCUCUCCUGGGAGAGUUUCAAUCAUGGCGACAGUUUCAUACUGGACCUGGGAGAGGAAAUCAUCCAGUGGUCUGGUUCCCAUAGCAACCACUUUGAGAAGCUGAAGGCAACGAUUGUGUCUAAGGGUAUCUGUAGUGAUGAGCGAUGUGGGCGGGCCAAGGUGCUGCUCUGUGAUGAGGGGAGUGAGCCAGACAGGAUGAUUGAGGUCCUUGGGGAAAGACCAGAGCUUCCUGAAGCUGAGAGUGAUGACAGCAAGUUUGACACCUCCAACAGGAAGGUGGCUCAGCUCUUCAAGGUGUCUAAUGCAGAUGGGGACAUGGAGGUUACCAUGGUAGCAGAUCAGAGUCCAUUCUCCCAGGAUGCUUUGCACUCCAGCGAGUGUUUCAUCCUUGACAAUGGAGCUGGUGGACAAGUCUUUGUUUGGAAAGGUAAGGAUGCAAACACUGAGGAGCGUCAUGCCGUUCUGAAGAAUGCACAGCAGUUCAUCCACAAGAUGAACUACCCAGAAUACACACAGGUCCAAGUCCUUCCUGAACACGGGGAAACUCCGCUCUUCACACAGUUCUUUAAGGACUGGAGGGACCCCGACGACACCGUUGGUAUGGGAACGGCUUAUGUGUCCAGUACGAUCGCAAAGAUUAAAAAGGUGCCGUUUGACGUGUCAUCACUCCACCAAUCAGAGGCCAUGGCAGCACAGCAUGGUAUGUUGGACAGAGGAGAUGGAGAGAAACAGAUCUGGCGCAUUGAGGGAUCAGACAAGGUUCCAGUGGAUUCAUCAGUCUUUGGUCAGUUCUACGGAGGAGACAGUUACCUCAUCCGGUACCAGUACCAGCACAGUGGCAGACAGGGUCACGUCAUCUACAUAUGGCAGGGAGCAGAGUCAAGUCAGGAUGAGGUUGGAGCAUCGGCUAUACUGGCAUGCCAGAUAGAUGAAGAACUGGGAGGUGGUGCUGUGCAGGUCCGAGUGGUUCAAGGAAAAGAGCCCGCCCACCUCAUGAGCCUGUUUGGGGAUCAGCCAAUGGUGGUGUACAAGGGCGGGACUUCCAGAGAGGGUGGGCAGUCAGAGGCGGCUGAUGUCCGAUUGUUCCAGGUUCGAGCCAAUCCAGCAGAUGACACCAGAGCUGUGGAGGUAGACCCAUCCUCCUCCAGUCUGAACUCCAAUGAUGUCUUCCUCCUGGUUUCCCUCUCUGGAUCCUGGAUGUGGAAAGGGAGGAUGAGUAGCUCAGCUGAGGUAAAGGGGGCUGAGCACCUAGCCAAGAUCCUGACGGUGACCCCUACACCACUGGAUGAAGGAGACGAGGAAGAUAAUUUCUGGGAUGAGCUGGGAGGAAAGGAGGACUACUGUCGCUCUCCUCGGCUAAAGAACAAAAUGGAGGCUCAUCCUCCUCGUCUGUUUGCCUGCUCUAACAAGACCGGAAACUUCCUGAUGGAGGAGGUUCCAGGUGAGCUGAUGCAGGAUGACCUUGCUCCUGAUGAUGUCAUGAUCUUGGAUACAUUUGAUCAGGUGUUUAUUUGGAUCGGGAAUGAGGCUUAUGAAGAAGAGAAGACGGAGAGUGCAGCAAUGGCUGUCUGCUACAUAGAAAGUGACCCAGCCGACAGGGACCCUUGCACCCCCAUCGUGACGGUGAAACAGGGAUUUGAACCACCGACCUUCACAGGCUGGUUUCUAGGCUGGAACACUGAGUACUGGGCCGACGACCCACUGGCACGUUACCUGAAAUGUCUGUGACAGAAUGACAUCACUUACCAUCAGAAAAUAAUGUGAAAGCUCAGGGUUUCACUGCUUCAAUAAAGAAUACCCAUCUGUCAGUCUA